GUUAUAUUGGUUCAACCGGCUUUUACGUUUUACCCUUUGCCACGGCAUAUUUAGCGGUUUCUCUACCUUCUAUGUGGAUUUAAAGGGACGUCUGGUAAAAUUUCAUAUUGUUGUGAAGAUAUUUGUGUAUUUGCAAGAUCUGGCUUAUAUUAUGUAUACAGCAUAUGAUGCUAUAAUCGAUUAUAAACCACUUGAAGCUUCAACUCAACUUAAUGUCUUUACAUAUUGUGCUGAAGCUUUUACACGUCUACAUGUUUGUAUUAUGCUUAUAUUAUGGCGUAUUAAAGGAGAGAGGACCUUUCGGAAAUAUCUAAACUCUCUGGUUGUGGUGCAGACAAAGUAUUUCGAUGAAUGGCAACAUAUUGCAGAUGAUAAAAAAACAAAAAAGAUUUUAAUAUUAAAUAUGAUCAUAUUAAGCGCAAGUAAUGUGCCCGUUAUAUAUUUGUGGAUUUUAAAUUUUACAAAUGAUCGUCCGUUGUAACAAUCGAUAAAUUAUUAUUUAACGGUGUAUAUGUUUGGUAUGGUACAAACUGUUUUGUUGCAUCAUGCUAUUAUAUUAUGUUAUUUAAAUCAAUGCUUUACAAUAUUAAAUAAUAAUCUACAGAAUGAACAAGUACAGUCACCAUUCGGAAAUAUAUACUUUAUAUUGUCGAUGUUGUUGGAACAAGUUAAUAUCAUCCUGGGACCGACCAUAUUCUCCGCACUCUUGUAUAUACUGGUAAUAGCUUCCAUAUUAUGGUAUAGUUUUUAUUCCAAUUUUAUUAUAUUUGGCCUGUUGGAGAUAAUAACUUCUUUUCCCAUGUUUUUUUUGUUCACUCAUCUUUUUUUGUACCGAUUUGUAUUUAUAUUAUGUUAUGUGUGAACGACUAUGUGAGACCAUGAAAGAAACCGAUAACAUUAUAUUGGAAUAUAGUACCAAAAAUGAAAGUAAUGAGGUUGAAAGAUUCAUUUUGGGACGCUUAAUGCUGAGACCUAAAAUCAAUAUUUGUGGCAUGUUUAUGGUAGAUCUAAAUUCAUUUUUAUUGGUGUUAGCUGAAAUUCUUGUUACUGCAACUACGCUUAUUCAGUUGGAUUAUAUGAAAAUGUUCGACUAUAAAAAGCUGAAUUUAAAAAUAGAAAAUGGUGAGGCAUACUCAGCUGCCGUUGAGAAAAAUUGAAGAGAAUUUCAAAAACAAAGUGUUAAAGGUCAUUUUAACGAUGAGCUAUUGCAUAUUUAUAGAAUUACUGGAAAAGCAAAC
Messenger RNA from Lucilia sericata (common green bottle fly), 1238 nucleotides. RefSeq lists its product as uncharacterized. Lineage: Eukaryota; Metazoa; Arthropoda; Insecta; Diptera; Calliphoridae. Bases 855 to 1157 code for a protein of 100 amino acids. The record is from RefSeq and is a predicted model, not a curated record. The transcript has 2 exons.